Lolium perenne is the source of this 656-nucleotide messenger RNA. Lineage: Eukaryota; Viridiplantae; Streptophyta; Magnoliopsida; Poales; Poaceae. The record is from RefSeq and is a predicted model, not a curated record.
AAGGUGAGAAUCAUUACUUGGGAAGAGCACACACAGUUGAGAACUGAGAAGACACACCGGACGGCAUGAGGUUGCUCUUCGGCAUUGUGAGGCUCGUUGCUCUGGUGUUCAUGGUGGUCGCCAGUUCAUUGGUUGAUCAGGCAGUAGUACAAGUUGGUGCUAUUCGGCUGCACGACAGAAGGGCACACGGGGAGCAGUGGGCGGAGGAGAGGAUGCAGCUGAGGGCGUACCUGACCAUGGACUACAACGACAAAAAACUCAAUAAGCGGCACAUCCCCAAGCACAACUGAUUCAGCUGAUAGCAUCAGAAACUCUCGAUGGCCACCUGUUGAAACCUGAUGACAGACAGGCGAAAGUUGCUGAUGAUCCCUCUUCUGUUUCCCCCAGUAUGUGUAUGUAUGUAGUGCGAGCGUGCAGAUCCUGUGCACGCAAAUUUUGCCCCCCUGACCAAAUGUUAUUACUAGCUUAGGAUCGACAUAUACGUACUAAGUUAUAGUACUAGUACUGUAGUAGUAGUGUUCAUUUUCUUUUCUUUUGGAAGAAGAAGGUAUUCUGAUGCCGUUUGGUGAAGUUGUGCUUAUUCUCCUGUAAGUUGGAUAUGCUUAUAAACUGAACAUGUAGGGAACCAGACAAGUCCCCUGAAAGAGCAUUUAUUA